AAACAAACUGCAUUCGAAUUAAGCAACUGCUAUAUAAAUAAAAAUUGUGAUUUCUCACUUUUAGUUGCUGUUCUCAAUUUUACCAUUCAGUAGUUAAACAAAUGAAAUUUUACGUUCUUGCAAUUUUUGUCCUAACCAUUGGACUUUCGUCAGCUGCCCACAUCCAUGAUGAUGGUCAACCAGGAUGUAAGACACCUACUGAACUAGAAAUUAAGUAUUUCCGAAACACUUGGGAUCCCACUAAAUAUUGGGUAUGUCAAGAACUUGGAGUAGAAGCUGUUUCGGAAAAGUGUCCACACGUUAAGGCAUGGCUCGAUAGCCAGAAAAAAUGUGUUCCAUGGGAAGACUGGGUUUGGGAAGAACCGGAACAUCCUCCAAGCAAACCCUAAAAUGAUAAUAAAAUUAAUUUUUCCAUUAAAUUAA
This is a messenger RNA of Eupeodes corollae, 423 nucleotides long. RefSeq lists its product as uncharacterized. The transcript has 2 exons. The record is from RefSeq and is a predicted model, not a curated record. Gene Ontology annotation, molecular function: chitin binding. The coding region runs from base 102 to 389 and encodes 95 amino acids. NCBI's taxonomy places the organism in Eukaryota, Metazoa, Arthropoda, Insecta, Diptera, Syrphidae.